CGAUUCACUAUAUCAUCCUUGAAAAUUUCACUAUAUAGGAAGGGACGGUUGAUUUGAUUCACGGUACAUCUCAAUGUCUGUAAUUUCCUUGAGUUGUUUCUAAGGUUUUACAGAAAAUCAGCUGAUACAACGAGAGAUGAUGGAUGCCAGAAGACCUCAUUUUAUCAAGGGUUUUAACCCUAACAUAAGCUUCGAUAAACUGAAAAUACCUUCAAAAUUUGGGAAACAUUUGGAAGGGAAAACAUCUGGAACAGUUUCAUUGAUGGGUCCCAGUGGGAACACAUGGCAUGCUGACUUGGCACAGCAAAGUGAUGUUUUCAGAUAUGAUGGUAAUUUGCAUUUCACAGUUCAAAUCUUUGAUCAAAGUUCUUGUGAGAAAGAGACUGCAUUUUCAGCCGAAUGCCAUCAAGAUUUAAGCAUCUUUGAUCAACAUUUUGGAAAAAAAAGGGAAAGGGAAUAUGCAUCUUUGUUGUCAAAUAUGGUUGAUGGAGUCCCAAAGAAACCAAGAAGCUCUCAAUCACACAAUGAACCCACAAACAUAUCUGAACAAGAAACCAUGGAUGGAGUUGCAGACUUUUUGAAUGGUUCAGAGUUUUGUGGAAGUGGUUUAAAGAAUUCCAUCACUCCUGCUUUACCUGUAUCAGCUGUACGUCCUAACGAAGAAGAGUUAGGAAGAAUAUCAGCUUCAGAAGCAGAAAAGAUAGCUCAAACUUUCAAUUCAAGCUUCCCUCAUUUUUCCCAAGUUAUGAAAAGAUUCAACAUAAGUGGUUCAUAUACUUUGAAUGUUCCAUAUCAGUUUGCUAUGGCUUACCUUCCAAACUGCAAAGUAAAGAUUGUUCUUCAAAACUUAAAAGGAGAAUCUUGGACUGUUAAUUCAAUCCCAACCACAAAAGUUCAAACUGCACAUACAUUCUGUGGUGGGUGGUUGGGUUUUGUUCGUGGGAACAACAUAAAUGUGAGAGAUGUGUGCAUAUUUGAACUUGUGGGAAACUGUGAAAUGCGUGUGAAUAUUCUUAGAGUUAGACAAGAAGCAAUAGAGUAUGAACAACAAGAACAACAACAUGGUAGUAGUGAUGUUAAGGGAUUGACUCAUAAAACUGCCGGAAAGUUGGCAAAGAAAGCUAAAGGAAAAUCACGCAAAACACAGAAGCUUUCCAUGAUGGAAGGUCAGAAGGUUGCUUUCUCCAUUGAAAAGGUCAAACUUGGUAUUGCUGCUAAAGGCUCUGUGGUUGGGUCCCAAUCCAAAACUACAACAAAUGGAAAACCAGGGAAAGAGAGAGUGUUAAAGGAAAAAAGGGGUUCUUCAAUGACAGGGUGUAUGUCAAUGAAGUCAGCACCUGAGGAAAAAAUGGCUGCUGAAUCUUUUGUUUCUAGUUUUCCUUAUUUUGUUAGAGUCAUGAAGAAGUUCAAUGUCAGUGGAUCAUACACUCUGAAAGUUCCAUAUCAGUUUUCAAUGGAACACCUACCUAGCUGCAGAACAGAGAUAAUUCUUCAGAAUUUGAAAGGGGAAUGCUGGACAGUGAAUUCAAUUCCAACUCUGAAAGUGGAGACAAUGCAUACACUGCAUACAUUUUGUGGAGGAUGGAUGGGAUUUUCUUGGAAAUCAGUAUCCUUCAUCUGGAACUGGAACUGGAGCUGGACCUUCAAAUCUGUUAGCCACUUAGUUCAUAAUCAGGUCGGAGUUUUUUUUUUUUUUUUUUUUAAUGGAGAUGUUGCUGAUCUAUCUGAGGUGAUUGAUGUCCGUAUAUAAUAUGAAAGUUAAAUUAGGAAAGACUUAUCUCAUGAUAUAUGGGCAUCAUAUCAUAUACGUUUUGUGUCUUUUUGUAUGAUGUUUGGUAACAAAGAACAUUAUGGUUAUAUUAGUCAUGAAAUUGCUUCAUGUAACCUGG
Molecule: messenger RNA, 1889 nt
Organism: Lactuca virosa
Lineage: Eukaryota; Viridiplantae; Streptophyta; Magnoliopsida; Asterales; Asteraceae
Source: the annotation of a GenBank genome assembly